AUGGGAGUAGACUGGGAUGGAACAGCAGUUGGUUUUGCCUGCUUGGGAGGCUUUUUAAUAGCACUUUCAACGAUUAUUAACUUAUAUGUGAUGGGAAGAAUCACAGGGAUGAGUGGAAUUCUUUUUACAAUCUCGACAUGGAAUAAGAAAGAAGGCUUGAUAUGGAAAAUAAGUUUUAUAACUGGGCUAAUUGGAAUAAUUGUGUGCUUUAGGCUGGGGGUGGACCAUAAAGUUAGUGGACAAAAGAUUUUUGAUGGCGAAGAGGCUGGAGAUGAUUUAGAUGUGGCUGGAUGGAUUGUGGGAGGACUAUUUGUGGGCUUUGGGACAAAAUUUGGAAAUGGAUGCACAAGUGGUCAUGCUGUAUGUGGAGUCCCUAGAUUUUCUCCAAGAUCUAUUAUUGCAACUUGUAUAUUUUUGGGUUUUGGGAUUGCAACUGCCACAUUGAGGCAUUAUGAGCCAUUUUUAGAUGACACUUUGGACGUUAGCAGUGAUGCUUAUGAUAUCUAUAGAUUAGUAAGCGGCUGAGUUUAUUUAGCAGUUUUCGUUGGCUUUUUAAUACUAGCUAUCAUCACCGCUCUAUCCAAGGCAACCACAAAAAUAGGGAAAUUCGACUUAUGGGUCUCUUGCUUUGCAGGAGCUUUGUUCGGCUUAGGACUUUUACUGUCAGGAAUGUGCAGAAGGACUAAAAUUCUCGCAUUUUUAACGAUGGCUGAUGGCUGGGAUCCAAGUUUGAUAUUUGUGAUGGCUGUUGCAGUAAGCAUUAAUGUGGUUGCAUUUAACUUGAUUUUAAGACAGAAAAAACCAUUAUGCAGUGCAAAAUUUGGAGUUCCUACAAAUAAACAAAUUGAUUAUGGGAUUAUUAUUGGCCCUGCGUUUUUUGGGAUGGGAUGGGGUUUAACUGGUUUUUGCCCUGGGCCUGCCAUGGCAAAUUUAGUGCUUUUACCACAAGCUGCACUUGAAGUUCUAUUUAUUAUAAUUGGACAACUUUUGACUGAUUUUGGACUUAAAAGAUGGAAAUCUUUUAAAGAAAAGCAAAAAAAAGAUAAUGUAAGCGAAAAAACGAGUAAUCCGAUAUCUCCUGGGAAAAUUAAUGAUAUAAAAGAAGGGGAUAAAACAAGUAAUGUGCAUGAUUUAGAGAAAUUUGGUAAUUCUCAAGAUCUAGGGAAAACAGAUAAUAACCAAGAUCAAGGAAAUUCCAAUAUCGCGCAAGUUUCUCCUUAA
Molecule: messenger RNA, 1221 nt
Organism: Blepharisma stoltei
Lineage: Eukaryota; Ciliophora; Heterotrichea; Heterotrichida; Blepharismidae
Source: the annotation of a GenBank genome assembly